Molecule: messenger RNA, 1523 nt
Organism: Sinocyclocheilus grahami
Lineage: Eukaryota; Metazoa; Chordata; Actinopteri; Cypriniformes; Cyprinidae
Gene: ercc1
Product: excision repair cross-complementation group 1
Exons: 9
Coding region: 97-1122 (341 amino acids)
Biological process (GO): mitotic recombination; UV-damage excision repair
Cellular component (GO): nucleus; nucleotide-excision repair factor 1 complex; ERCC4-ERCC1 complex
Molecular function (GO): damaged DNA binding; single-stranded DNA binding
Source: RefSeq, a predicted model, not a curated record
UAAUGCUCCUAAGGAGUUAUUCGCCAUAAAACAAGAAGAAAAAGAAGAAGGAUUCAUAGGUUUCUCUGGUUUGUGCAUGUACUGAUUAAUUAAUAAAUGGAAAAAAGGAGAUUCAAUAUCAAUUUGGACGACUCCGCGUUAACAAAGGAAAGAAUUCCGGUGACAUCUUUGUUUAAGGCCAAAGAUGGUCAAGUAGAGACCCCAUCUGCUCAGAGUGCUCCUCCAGCUCCUGGCCAACCACUGUCCUAUGCAGAGUUUGUUGUUCAGAGCAAAAACAGGGCACUUCAGGGAGCAGCCCAUGGACCAGGGAAACAAAGUAGGAACGACGCUGCAGGGCAAAGCAGUGCAAACACAGCUGACAGUGGAUCAGUUAGUACGUCCUCCACAGACUCUGGAAAGCCUGAGACUGAGCAGCAGGGACCAGCAAAAGUACUAACAGAAGAUCAAACGAAAGAGGAAGGUCAGAGUUCGGAGAGUUGUAUCAUUCCUCCUCAUCUCUUAGGAUCUGGAAACAGUAUUGUUGUCAGUCCUCGACAGAGAGGCAACCCCAUCCUAAAGUUUGUGAGAAAUGUUCCUUGGGAGUUUGGAGAAGUUGUGCCAGACUAUGUUUUGGGACGGACAACCUGUGCUCUUUUUCUCAGUGUGCGUUACCAUAAUUUGAACCCAAACUACGUCCAUGAGCGUCUGAAACAGCUGGGACAGAGUUUCACCCUCAGAAUAUUACUCCUCCAGGUUGACGUGAAAGACCCUCAUCAUGCACUGAAAGAGCUUGCUCGAAUAUGCAUCAUGGCUGACUGUACCCUCAUUUUGGCCUGGAGUCCUGAAGAAGCAGGCCGUUACCUUGAGACAUAUAAAUCCUACGAGAAAAAACCUGCAGAUGUUCUGAAAGAACAAGUGGAGAAAAAUUACUUGUCCCAGGUUACAGAUUGUUUAACCACAGUGAAGUCUGUCAAUAAGACAGAUGCCAUGACUCUCCUGUCUACGUUUUCUUCUUUGGAGGGAAUCAUUAAGGCCUCUAAGGAAGAACUGGUUUUGUGUCCUGGACUUGGUCCACAAAAGGCAAGAAGGCUUUAUGAUGUACUGCACCAGCCCUUCAUAAAGACCAAGAAGAAGGAAAGCUGAGCUGAUAAAGCCAAACUGCUUUUCUUGAAAUCACCAACUGUCUUAGAACAGAGUGCCUAGAAUAAGGUUCUGGAGCCAUAUAGCACAAGGUCAGCUGGAGGCUUCAGGGUCGUUGGCCUAUGAUGAUCUCGGUCUUUAAUUUGGGGCAUAAACAGCCAUAAAUGCAGUGGUUUAUUUAUUAAUUUUUGUAAAGAAAGUAACCUGCUUUUAUAAUUCUGUAAAUUCAGUCUGACUCCGUAGGAUGAGGCAAGGUUAACAUUUGAGUUAAAAUAACUUUUUUUUUCAUGUGUGUUUAUGAAAAUUUCAAUAAAUUUCAACACUAUUUUGCAAUAUGUUAUGUUGUUUUUUUAGAGUGGGAGGGGAGAUUCUAUAAUAACUCCAUGAUUCUUAUUGCAACUGAA